Molecule: messenger RNA, 2684 nt
Organism: Linum trigynum
Lineage: Eukaryota; Viridiplantae; Streptophyta; Magnoliopsida; Malpighiales; Linaceae
Source: the annotation of a GenBank genome assembly
GUAUUCAAUAGAUUGAAGGUUAUGGUAACAACUACUAUUGGAUUCAACCAUAUUUACAGAUUCUAAGCAAGAACCCAAAAACUUAGUCAACAAAAAUUUCACAUAUCUCGCCCACACAAGACGCAUUCUGAAGAAUACCCAUGAAAAUCGAGUCGAUUUUGAAGGUGUACCGAAAAAACCCUAAACGCGUAUUCAGUGAACCCUAAACACUCAAGAAUGAAGCAAAAAGGGGGAUUCAAGGAAAAACCCCACAGAUAGAAAGAAAAGGACAGAGAGAAUCGUCCUCACCGGUAUUAAUAAGCGAGAAAGGUCGGCCGAAAUACAAAUAACUCAAGGAAGGGCGAUACUUCCUCGUCGAAGCUCUCCUAGUUAUCGACUGGGCUGCUCGUCGCCGACAAGAUGGAUUCUUCCGUGCUUUUCUUGUUCUGGUGUUCCUCGCUUUUCUUUGUUUUUGGGAGGGGUGGUCUGUGUUGCUCUGGUUCAACGAGAGCAAAACAGAGAAAGAAAAACGGAGAAAGAAGAAGAAUAGAGAAAGAAGGAGCAGAGAGAAGGAAGAAGAGUAGGAGGAGGAGACGGUUGGAGGAGACAUGAGGCAGUUUUUUUUUUUUCAAUUUCAAAACCCCAAAGCUGCGACCCCACCACCUUUCCCUCCCUUCUGAUUUGGCUCGGCUCAACCGGCUUCGAUUUUCCCCUCCUCUCUUACGACCAACCAAUCAAUCCUGCCCAUCCGUCGAUGGCUUGGGCGACGUGGCCCUCUCCUGACCAUUUGAGUUGGUGCACACAAAAUGUUGUGUGUGUACAUAGCGAAAUUGUCUUGAAUGAGUUGUAAAAAUCAUUUGUAAUGAAAACCACCGUUUGGUAAAAAAGUGAAAACCCCCCGCUGAAGUUUGAGUUUUUGGUUGAAUUUGAGUUUUUCGUUGCUUUGGAUCUGGCUAAUGAAUGUUACAUAUGGGCUACGGCCCACUUUUAGGGUUUCGUUCAAAUGAGCAAAUCCGGGAAAGAGUAUUUUUGCGCGGUGCAAAAGUACUCUCUCGGGUUUCUGAUUCCUCCAUCGCCGCUAAUUAGUAAUUACCCUUCCGUGCCGCUUCACUCCGCCGUUCCAUCUCCGGCCGUGGCAAGCAGAGGUGAAACGAAGAAGAGGAGCCGGACAAGAACGAAGUUUCAUCGGUUCAACUACCACUUCGCCGAAAGUUUCUGAUUCUAAUAAAACCUAUUAUAUGGGCUGGGAAGCAGUUGUAACAGCUUCAGCUGUAUCAGUUGAGAAAAAGAAAUCGAAGAAGAAACGAGCAGCGUCUCAUUUGGAUGAUGGUGCGACUUCAGAUCAUAAUGAAGCUGUGGAUGGAGUCCUUGUUGAAGAUGAUGAUUCACUUGAGCCAACAAUGGGUGAGAAACUUGAGAGUUUAGAGUUAAAAGAGGGUGCAACCAAGGGUGGGGAGGACCAAGAAUUGGUACCUGGUGAAAAACCUCCAAGUGCUGAUUCUGUCAACAUUCUGCUUAAGCAAGCACUUCACGCUGAUGACCGCUCACUUCUCCUAGAUUGCUUAUAUACACAAGAUGAGAAGGUUAUUGCAAAAUCAAUCUCCACUUUGAGUAUGGCGGAUGUCCUCAAGCUGUUACACUCUCUUGUAACUAUAAUCGAAGCCAGGGGCGCAGUUGUUGCUUGCGCUAUUCCAUGGUUGAGAAGCUUACUUCUUCAGCAUGCAAGUGGAAUAAUGUCUCAGGAGUCCUCGUUUCGGUCUCUCAACUCUUUGAACCAGGUGAUUGAUUCACGAGUGUCAACCUUCCAGUCGGCUCUUCAGUUGUCAAGUCACAUAGACUCAUUAUAUGCAGGGAUUGUCGAUGAUAGCCUUGAAGAAGAUGAACCAAUAGUUCCGAUAAUUUACGAGGAUGACGAUGAAAGUGAUGGCGAACAAGAAGAUGAUGCUAUGGAGACUGAUGAUGAAGAUAUCGUUCUAAAUGAACCCUUUGACGGGCUGAUUGAAAGUGAAGGCAGCGAGGGCAUGGAUGUUUGAUCUAAGAUACCCUGGCGUUUGAUAAAGCGACAUCAGCAAUGUCAUAUAUGUGUUGUUUAUGCAGGGGGCACCCUAGGUUUCACGUUGAAGGCACGCUAGCAAUCUCUUGGUCUUUUGGCAGUGUCAGAUUUUGUCAGUUAGAGAGACGAGAGUUUUGGAGAGAAAAUCCGCUUUAGCGGGUUUUAUUUUGUAAUGCAUAUAUGACUGGAUAAGGAAAUAUAGGUUAUGUCUUCGGUGCACUCACUUUUUUGGGUGCAUUCAAUGCACCCGCCUCAUAAUCGUCAUUCUGAGCAAGCGAUUCAUGUGAAAACAAUGUCAAUCAUCCCUUGUGGUAUGAUGAACAAGAAUCACAUGAAUUUGUACAAAAAUCAUUCCAAGAUUCACUUUAAUUUGAAUGAUUGAGGGUUUAGGAAUUUAGGGUUAUGGUUAGGGUUUACAAUUUGGGAUUUUGGGUUGAGAUUCAAAAUUGAAGGUUAAUAGGUUAGGGUUAUUGGUUGAUUAGUUGUGCUUCUGUGUUAUAUCAUCAUAUGAGACUAAUGCUACCAUUAAAUUUCAAAAUUUAAUGUAUUAUGACCACUUUUAGAGGUGGGUGCACUGAAUGCACCCAAAAAAGUGAGUGCGCCGAAGUAGCCACCAGGAAAUAUAUUAAGUUAAAAAAAUCCUCAAAAUACA